This is a messenger RNA of Chelonus insularis, 1170 nucleotides long. Its product is annotated as CUE domain-containing protein 1. The transcript has 5 exons. NCBI's taxonomy places the organism in Eukaryota, Metazoa, Arthropoda, Insecta, Hymenoptera, Braconidae. Gene Ontology annotation, molecular function: ubiquitin binding. The coding region runs from base 352 to 1053 and encodes 233 amino acids. The record is from RefSeq and is a predicted model, not a curated record.
GUUGCACAGUCCAUCACAAAAUUGACAUCACUGCGCAAACAACUUGAUAAACUUCGAUUUUUUACAAUGUUGCUCCAAAAAAUCUAACAUGACGAAUUAUUGUUAAAUUAUCAAUACAUUUAUUUCUAAAGUUAAAAACAUAAAUCAUUCAAUUGAAAUCAUUGUCACAAUUUUGAUGUCAAUCAUUUUGUAUUACUUUUGAGAUGUUGACUGAUAUUUUAUAUGAAACAAACUUGACAAAAUUUUUUUAAGAAGAUUAAAACAAAAACGGCUCUGAGUUAGUUUUAAACAGUAAAAUUGAUGCAUUGACUUUAAUAUUAUCAACUAUUACAAAAUAAUAAUAAAGGAGUCAUGGCAUCAGCAGCUGAGCAACAUCAAACUACUUUGGAAUUCUAUCAAGCUAUGGCAGACUUCAAAAACAUGUUCCCACAAAUGGAUGAUGAUGUUAUUGAAGCUGUAUUACGAUCCAAUCAAGGUGCCGUAGACACUACGAUUGAUCAAUUAUUAGCCAUGAGUACAGACAAUGAGAAUGAAAAGAUAAGAAGUGAAUUGGAGCAAAGUGAUGCAUCGCCCGACUCUCCUCAAAUUACAUCAAGCAGCAAUAAAUCUUCAAAAAGUAUUCAGAAAUGGAAACCUCCACUUUUAGGGCCUUUACCAGAUAAUUUUUUGAGAAUUCCUCAACAAAUGACAGAUUUAACCGAAACACAAGAUGCAGCAAGUGCUCAAGAAAGUUCUAUGUUAGAAGAUGAAAGUAUUGCUAUGUUCUUACAAAAUGAAGAAUUUAUGGCUGAACUUAGAUGGAAUGAAGAUUUCUUAAAUACUUUAGAGCAUGAUUCGAAAUUACAAGGAUCAGAAAAAUGUAAUUCUCAUGAUGAAGAAGAUUUGUUCCGCGAACGACUUAGGAAUAUGGGCAAAGUAUCUCGUCGUAAGUUUGCACAGCUUACAAAAGUUUUUACACGAAGUAAGAAGCGAGGUGGGAGACAAUUAUUACCACCAACUGCAUCUUGUGAUGAUCUCUUGGAUCCAGAAGAAUCUUCUCGUCCACAAACUUAAAAUCUCAUGAAUUAGUGCAAUAAUAAUUUUAAAAAUAAAACGAAUGAUAUUAGCAUUAAUCAGUUCGAGUUUGAACCAUUUUAGAGAGAAAUUGAACUUUAAAUAUUUAAUAUUUAA